UGGGAUUAGGGAUUGAGGCGUUUAUGGGACUAUAAAGAUGAAGCUGGUCCCUUGAUUUUGUAUGAAGGAUUACAUGACAUCAGUUAUCUACUAUUCCAUUACUUGAAACUCAAUCUAUCACACGCACUUAUACGACUUGGAACAUAACGUCAAGAUGGUUGGUUUUGGAUCAGCAAAAGACCAGAAGAAGAACCAUGAGGAGAUUGCAGAUAUUCCUGCGCACUUGUCCGACUUGCACUGCUUCACUGAGACAGACAACUCAAUGAUGGACCUCCCCGGCUAUCGCAUCACCAAAGUUCUCGGCGCAGUCUACGGCAUUACAGUACGCUCACGCAACAUCGCCGCAGGAAUCGGCAUGGUUAUAAAGAGCAUGGCUGGCGGCGAGCUGACCUGGUUCACUUCGAUGCUGUACUCUUGCCGCAAUGAUUCUAUCAGCAGGGUUGUUCAAGAGACGAAGAGGAGAGGGGGCAAUGCUAUUAUUUGUUUGCGCUUUGAGACUGGGGAUUUGGGAGGCUUUGCACAGGCGAGUGCGUAUGGGACUGCUUGUGUGGUUGAGAAGAUUGAGGGUGCCAACGUUGAGGCGCCUCAGUUGACGCAUUAGUUUGAUGUUGAAGUCGGAGAUUGCGAGGAUACCCUUGGUUAAAAUCUUUAAGUAGUAUUUCUGUUCUUGAUUUCAACAACGUCAUCUUUAUUCAUCUGAA
This is a messenger RNA of Fusarium oxysporum Fo47, 701 nucleotides long. Its product is annotated as YbjQ family protein. The record is from RefSeq and is a predicted model, not a curated record. The coding region runs from base 155 to 601 and encodes 148 amino acids. The transcript has 3 exons. Lineage: Eukaryota; Fungi; Ascomycota; Sordariomycetes; Hypocreales; Nectriaceae.